Molecule: messenger RNA, 6233 nt
Organism: Schistocerca serialis cubense
Lineage: Eukaryota; Metazoa; Arthropoda; Insecta; Orthoptera; Acrididae
Exons: 2
Coding region: 797-1798 (333 amino acids)
Source: RefSeq, a predicted model, not a curated record
AAAGGUCUGUGUUUGUUAUUGUUUUCGUCGAGGUGGUAUAUGCGUGUGGAUCUUUUGUAGUAACUCGUUAAUAGGCUCUGUGGUAUUGUGAUUUCUAGGAGACGAAAAGCGAAACGCAAUAUUGUUGAAGAGAAAACGGGAAACGUAAUAUACAUUCGCAUUUUGGGACGCAAACCAGUUGAUCUGUUAAAAUGAUUGUAGUUAGAAUAUCGUAUUUUCCCACAGAAUAUAAAUGUGUAGGAGUUAUUUAAUACUGUGACAUAUGUACUCAAGUUGCACGUGUAGUGUUGUACUUAUGAACGUUAUAAAUGGCAGAGUUAGCUCCAUAGCUGUGUUGUAUGCAAUUUAGUACUGUUGUAGUGGCUGUUGGAAGGCUUCUUCAAAGAAGCACAUUGCAAAUCCAGUACCACAACAGAGUGACUACAUGAUCACACAACCAUCUCUUGGGUGAGGAUGCGUUCCUGGGUGCAAUUUCCACUAUGCACUGUGUAGUGUUGCUUUCUGCGGGACGACGACCAUGGACUUUAUUGCACCUAAUAUCCAUCACGGCAGCCAGUCCAUUGUGGUGGGGCCGCCAUGUACCCUGUUGGUUGUAGCUCCCUGACAACACAGGGAUCGCUCUACUGAUGCCUGCGCUGUUAACUCCCCAUGUAUGCCAAGGAGUAGAUGCCCAUCUCCCUGGGGCAUCAGGACUCCCGGCAAUGGCCAUCCUGCCAGGUGGCCCUUGCUGUGGCUUGGUGGCGCCCGUGGGGAGGGCCCUUGGUCGAGUAGGUGGAAUCAGGGCGGGUGACAUGCAAUGAAUCGUUGCACACCAGCAGUCUCUAAGCAUUCGAGGGCUCACUUUAAAGCUAAUGUGUAUCACCCCAAAUGUUUCCCCUCCCUGGCCACACCGUGGGAGGAACGAAAGGCUGUGAAUGAGAGCGAAAUGUAUUUGCCCCGGUACCUCACCUGUACCAGAGCUGACGGGGAAUCCUUUGUGUGCAUGAAGCCUCAGUUCUUUGUAGAGCAUUUAGAGGACAAGUUCAGGGAGGUGGAGGGAUUGUCCAAAAUGCGGUCAGGGGCAGUCUUGAUAAAAUCAGCAUCCUCUGCCCAGUCACGAGCCUUGCUCUCUUGUACGAAGAUGGGGGAUGUUUCUGUUACUAUCACCCCACAUAAAAGCUUAAACAUGGUCCAGGACAUUAUUUUCCACAGAGAUCUUCUUUUACAGUCCGAUGACGAGCUGCGUGCCAGCUUAGAGCGACGAGGUGUCGAUUUCGUCCGGUGCGUCCACCGGGGCUCGCCGGACUGUAAGAUUCUACAGAAAGAAUGGAAAAUAAUGGAAUACAAGACCCUGGAUCGACUGACCUACACUGAGGUUAAACAGAAAUUUGAACAACUUUAUCCAGUACGCAUGACAUCAUAUUAUGCAGCCACCGGCACUCCUGCUACAGUUCCCAUAGCUGCACCACAUACCGUCAGCUCUCAGAGCCAGAGGACCACACCUGCCCCCUUGACGGUGGGGGCCACUUCUCUCUCUGUUGCUGCUGCACCACCUACCUCGGGAGCAGCGCCCCCUCAACCACUGGGGACACCAGUCCCCACUUCUAAGCCAGAGAAGCUUGUCUUUUUCAGCUUCUCUAACUUGGAAGGGAUCCCUUGGGUCACUCCCUUCCCAGGUUCCUACCAGCAGCACGGCAGACACCCACCAGUGGCUGAAGAAGCCACAAGUCACUGGUCAUCGAGCUUCGCGAUCAUCUUUGGUCCCGGAGACAGACUCAAAAAAGCCCUCCCAGCAAGGGCAACCAAGGUAACAGCAUGAGAAAGCAAAAUUGAAAACCCCUAAGACCAAGGCACCUGCGGUGGCACGUACUCCACCGCUACCUACAAGCUCUGUGUCUGAGGAUGAGGAUGAGAUUCUUGCAUCCGCUGAGGACCACGAUCUCACCGGUCCCUUGGACAUGAUGGAUGUCACUCUUGUCAGUACUCGAUCGGUGGCAGCAGGUGACCCAGCAACGUAAUUUGCCUCCUCAGUCCCUUCACGCCUUUCUCAGCCAUGGACAAUGUCAUCCUCCAGUGGAACUGCAGCGGUUUCUUCCACCAUCUUGCUGAGCUCUGACAGCUUCUCAGCCUUCACCCUUUCCUCUGCAUUGCUCUUCAAGAAACUUGGUUUCCAGCGAUGCGAACCCUCGCCCUCCGUCGCUAUCGGGGUUAUUGUAAGAACCGGGCAGCUUAUGAAAGGAUAUCUGGUGGCAUCUGCAUCUAUGUCCUUCAGUCUCUUCACAGCGAGUAUGUCCCUCUACAAACACCUUUAGAGGCUGUCUGCAGCCUGUAUCUUCCACUGGAUGGUGAUAUCCCACAGCAUGUCUUGGCUGCACUGAUAGCCCAAUUGCCACCACCUUUCCUGUUACUUGGCGACUUCAACACCCAUAACCCUCUGUGGGGUGGGUCAGUGGCGACAGGUCGAGGCGCCACCAUUGAGAAUGUAUUGGCACAGCUCGACCUCUCCCUUUUAAACAAUGGUUCCUUCACUCAUUUCAGUGUGGCGCAUGGCACGUACUCCACCAUCGACCUUUCAAUCUGCAGCCCUAGCCUCUUACCGUCUGUCCAAUGGAGUGUGCGUGACGACCUGUGUGGUAGUGACCACUUUCCGAUCUUUCUGUCACUGCCACAGUGUCACUCUUCUAGGCGCCCUUGCAGAUGGGCUAUGAAUAAGGUGGACUGGGACUUGUUCUCCUCUAUUGCCAUUAUUGAGCCUCUUUUUAAUGAAGCCAUUGAUGGGGUGGUUCACUUGGUCACCACUGGCAUCGUUACUGCCGCAGAACCUGCCAUUCCCCAUUCUUCUGGGUCCCCUCAGCGGAGAACUGUGCCUUGGUGGUCGCCUGCGAUUGCCGAGGGGAUUAAAGAUCGCAGGCGGGUGCUCCAGCGUCACAAGCGGCAUCCCUCAUUAGAAAACGUCAUCGCCUUUAAACAGCUCCGUGCGCGGGCCCGCCGCAUCAUCCGCCAACACAAGCAGGAGUGCUGGGAACGGUAUGUCUCCACCAUUGGCCUCCAUAUCUCUGUGUCACAGGUUUGGGCAAAGAUUAGGUGCCUCUAUGGCUAUCGGACCCCUGUCAGUGUCCCUGCGCUGUCACUGAAUGGAGCAGUUUGUACUGACUCCAACAUAAUGCAAACCGCUUAGCAUACCAUUUUGGUCUCAGUUACGCUUAUGUGAAUUACCCACUGGCCUUCUGCUACAUUAAAGAGCGGAUGGAACAUCGGAGCCUUUCAUUUCAUACCCGCCAUCCUGAAUCCUACAAUGUUCCAUUCAGUGAGUGGGAAUCCCACAGUGCCCUAGCCGCUUGCCCUGAUACAGCUCCCGGGCCAGAUUGUAUCCACUGUCAGAUGCUGAAACACCUCUCAGUGGACUGCCAGUGACGCCUCCUCGACCUUUACACCCGUAUCAGUGUCGAGGGUGAGUUUCCGUCGCAAUGGCGGGAAAGCAUUGUUAUGCCUGUUUUGAAACCUGGCAAGAACCCAUUGGAGGUGGACAGCUACCGCCCCAUUAGCCUCACCAACGUUCUUUGCAAGUUGCUCGAACGACUGGUGAGCCGGCAGUUGAGCUGGGUACUCGAGUCUCGGGGCCUUCUGGCUCCGUCUCAGGGUGGGUUCCGUAAAGGCCACUCUGCCACCAACAAUCUGGUGAGCCUGGAGUCAGCCGUCCCUACGGGCCUUUGCCCACCAUCAGCACCUCGUCGCUGUCUUUUUUGACAUGCGGAAGGCAUACGAUACGACAUGGCACAAUCACAUCCUCUCUCCGCGUUAUGGUUGGGGACUUCGGGGUCCGCAGCCGAUUUUCAUACGAAAUUUUCUGUUGCAUCGUACCUUCUGCAUGCAGGUCACAGCCUCCCCUAGUUCCCUCCGAGUUCAAGAGAAUGGGGUACCACAGGGAUCUUCUUAAGUGUCUGCCUGUUUUUAAUUGCAAUUAAUGGGCUCGCUGCGGCGGUGGGAAUGUCUGUCUCAGCUUCCUUGUAUGCUGAUGCCUUGUGACUCUACUAUAGCUCCAUUGGCAAUGCAGCUGCUGAACAUCAGCUGCAGGGGGCUAUCCGCAAGGCGUAGUCUAGGGCUGUAGCGUACGGCUUCCAGUUUUCGGCUGCCGAGACCUGCGUUAUGCAUUUCUUCACCCUGAGCCGCGGCUUUAUUUUGCCAGUGAACUUCUUGUUGUGGAGGAGACGCAUCGGUUUUUGGGUGUGGUUUUUGAUGCCCGGUUGACUUGGCUCCCACAUAUUCGGCAGCUUAAACAGAUGUGUUGGGGGCAUCUUAAUGCUCUGCGAUGCUUGAGCCACACUAGCUGGGGUGGCGACCGAGCUACCCUCUUACGGCUCUACCAGGCGUUAAUCCAGUCCCGUCUGGAUUAUGGGAGCCUGGCUUAUGGUUCAGCAUCCCUUUCUGCGUUGCUGGUGCUAGACCCAAUCCUUCACAGUGGGAUUCGACUUGCCACUGAUGCUUUCCGGACCAGUCCUGUGAACAACAUACUUGUGGAGGCAGGUGUCCCUCCACUUUGGUUACGGCGCCAACGUUUACUGGCCGCUUAUGCUACACAUGUUUGUAGCUUGCCUGGGCACCAUGAUUAUUGUCUCCUGUUCCCUCAGUUGGCCGUUGAUCUCCCAGAACGUCGGUCCCGGUCGGGUUGUACGAUUGCGGUCCAAGUCUGGGCUUGGGGUUUUCCCUCUUCCACCUCCUUUCCGGGCCCCCCUGCGUACAGCCCCGUGGUGUGUGCCUCGCCCUCACCUUUAGCUGGAAUUGGCACAGAGCCCGAAGGACUCAGUCCCUCCAGAGGCCUUCCGCCACCGUUUUCUUUCCAUCCUUGCCAUGUAUCAGGGCUCUGGCAUUGUUUACACUGGCGGUUCGAUGGUUGCUGGUCGUGUCUGUUAUGCUCUCACUCUAGGGGACCAUUACGAACAAUGCUCAUUGCCGGCUGGCUGCAGCAUUUUCACUGCUGAGCUGAUCGCCAUCUUUCGUGCCCUAGAGUAUAUCCGCUCCUGCUCAGGUGAGUCCUUCGUUAUCUAUAACGACUCCCUGAGGGGUUUUCGAGCUAUCGACCAGUGUUUCCCUCGCUCUCGUCUGGUGAUGGCUGUCCAGGAGUCCUUCCAUACUCUUGCCUUGUCAUGUCGGCAUCCCGGGCAAUGAACAUGUUGACCGCCUGGCCAAACAGGCCACCAGUGAACCAACUCUGGACAUUGGCCUCCCAGAGACUGAUUUGCGAGCAGUCUUACGCCGCAAAGUUUUCGCACUUUGGGAUGCUGAAUGGCGCAAUCGGACCACACCUCAUAAACUCCGUGCUGUCAAGGAGACGACAACUGUGUGGCAGUCAUCCAUGCGAGCCAUGCACAGGGACUCAGUUGUCCUUUGUCGGCUCCGCACUGGCCACACUCGGCUGACGCACAGACAUUUACUGAGCCAUGAGGACCCGCCUCUCUGUCGCUGCGGGGCGGCUUUGACGGUGGCCCACAUUUUGUUGGCCUGUCCGCUUUUAGCUGUGCUCAGGCAGACAUUUGCGCUGCCUGAUACGCUCCCUGCCCUUUUAACAGAUGACACUGCCAUGGCAGGCUUUGUUUUGCGUUUUAUUCGUGCAGGGUGCUUUUAUCACUUGAUCUAAGUGUUUGUCUUUAUUUUGUGUUGACUCUGGCCUUUGGCCUACGUUUUUCGACUGAGUUUUUUAGUGUGUUUCUUGAUGGUUGGCUUUUGCUUUUUUGUCUCUAUGGUCAGCCAACCACUGUCACACUCUGUGUGAUUUUAAUUCAUUUUGUCUGGUCUCUGUUUGAGUUUUUCUUGUCUUGUGUCGUCUCCAUUGUUCAUUAUUAUUCUUUGUGGGUGUUUGAAGAUUUUGGAACAAGGGACCAAUGGCAUUAGCAGUCUGGUCCCUUCAAUCCCACAAACCAACCAACAGAGUGACUACAGGAUUGCAUAACCAUUCGUUCUGAGAUGGUUACUAGGGAUAGGGCAACAGCCAGUACCCAAGAUCAUUAUUUUUAUUUUACCAUCUGUGCCAAAUUAAAAUGUCUGGUAAUAUAUUAAUGUUACGUCACUGUCUGUGGUAGUAUCAUUGAUACACUAUAAGAAAAGGAAAUGGUUUACAUUCCACUGUGAAAACCCAAUGUCAUAAAAUGUUUAUUGACGUGGAUGACACUUCUAUCUCUUGUGCUGGAGUUACUGUUGCAAUGGGUGUGAUUUUUUGGUAUGACACGUUAAAAACAACAGCAGUAAAAUAAAUUUGU